This is a messenger RNA of Branchiostoma belcheri (Belcher's lancelet), 3976 nucleotides long. Its product is annotated as cilia- and flagella-associated protein 69-like. Gene Ontology annotation, biological process: positive regulation of flagellated sperm motility. The transcript is spliced from 5 exons. The record is from RefSeq and is a predicted model, not a curated record. Lineage: Eukaryota; Metazoa; Chordata; Leptocardii; Amphioxiformes; Branchiostomatidae. The coding region runs from base 598 to 3396 and encodes 932 amino acids. Gene Ontology annotation, cellular component: sperm midpiece; non-motile cilium.
GGAGAAUAUUAAAUAAAAGAAAACUACGUAAAAUGUUGAAAAUUAAAAGUGCACCAUGUAUAUUCCAUAUAACAUGAUAUAGGAGAAAGAGGAAGAAGACAUUGGAGGAUUUGCAGCAAGGCAAAGUAAAAAUCUGACCUACAGAGGUCAUAAAUUUGUCCAAUGUUUCUAUGAAAAAUAUCUCUUGAUCCUUAUGAUGUAAUCUCGUAUACGUGUAGGAAAAGCUGUUGAAGCCGUUGUGGACGCCCCUUAGGGGCUCCGCGGAUACCGCCUGGACUCCCGAAGUGACCUCCUCGGAGCCCAUGUAAAUAGCCUCUGUUGACGAGAGCCGACCUCCCAUAAUCCUCUUGACUUCCGGCAACGUCACUUUGACUUCCGAUAGUGCUUAGCAACAGGGAAACACCGAGAAAGAACAUCAACAUCUUGAGAAAUCGGGCGCGAAGGCGUGAAACUUUGCACGAGCUUUUCUACCAAACCAUCUGCUAAAAGAAGCGGGAUGGUUGGGAUCAAAUGUGCAACAACAUUGUGACAUUUAUCGUGCUGUGAAGGAUCUUGGAGACACGUUGGAGACAAGUGGGCGAAUAAACACAAGAAAACAUGGCGGCGGCGGCGACUGCUACUCAAGGUUUGAACAGAACGACUGCAAGGAUGCCGAAAACGCCCAUCCCUAUCGUAAACCACAUCAUCCCGGACGAGGCAGUGGGGAUACAGAAGGUGGUGCCCCGAUCUUCAGACCUGGCAAGGGUUGUCAAGCUCCUUACAGACCCCUACUCCGAGAACUUGAUUGAGAGACACCUACAUGCCCUAACCAAGUUGGCAGCCAAGUAUCAUAGGGGGUUUCUAAUGCGCGACCUUGUUCUAGUGUUCAAAGUUCUGAACGUGUGUGCAGACAGGAUUCCCAUCGAUCCAAGUUACGUGGAGCCAAUGUGCCAGCUGCUACAGAUCUGCAGCUAUCCAUUCCUGAAGGAGAAGACCUCGGAUGAGACUGCAUACGCACAGAUCGUGGUGGAGUCCAUCUCUCAAAUGGGUUACCUCAUGAGGGUCCCCAACAAUAAAAUCAGAGUUCAGCUUUGUCAGUCUCUUGUCAGCUUCUACUGUGAUGCAGAUAAGUAUGCCAAAUCACCUCUAGAAGGCCUGAAACCAAGCACAAAAGAGUACAAUAUCAAAGUCGUGGAGAAAAGUGACGUGGCAGAAACACUCGUGAAGUCUCUUGCUCUCCUGGAGAGUGAUCUUGAGGUCAAGUUGAAUGUCCUGAAGGUCCUGCAGUGCUUCUCGGUCAACUCAGACUCCAACUGUGACCAGAUGCUGAGUGCAGAGGCUGCCUACAGGAUCUGUUCUCGACUGAACGAUCCAGACCCAUCAGGACAGCUGAUGUUCAGGUGUACAGAGUGUCUGUGGAACCUUGUGGAGAGAGGAGAUAACCAGGCUGUAAAACGUCAGCUCAACAACCUGACCUGUACCUCCAGCCUGAGGGACGCCUUCUGUCAGCAGCUCACCAAGGGACACAGCCACUACGAUCGCCAGCUCAGAAAUGACCUGCUAGUGCUGGCCACGCUUGUAGCCCAAAGCAAGGACACCCACUUCAUUGAGACAGGAUAUGCCAAGGAACUUGUCUUGUUCACCACCUUCUCCGAAGUGAAGAGUCACAACCCCUUGGUGAGGAAUCUGAAGCUGGAAACCAACCACGAGGACUUUGAGUUGAAGAAGCUCCUGAUGAACAUCAUGGUUCUCCUCAGUAGGGAUUCAGCCUUCAUCCCCAUCAUGUCGGAGGGAAGGCUCCUCCUGGCGCUCUUCCAUUACAUCAAGGGGAACGAGAGCCAGCUGGGCCCGCGGGACUGGAGCCCUGCACAGUUUGAAGAGCUGCAGCUGCAGGCCAUGGCGACCCUGUGUACUGUCGGGCCGCUGAUGAUCGAAGACUACAUGACGUGCCAGGGGAACACCAGGCUCCUCCUCCUCCUGGAGUGGUGCGUGGGGACGGAGGAUUUUGGUGGCCAUGGUAACAGCUUCCACGGUACGGGUGGACGUGGGAACAAGCGUGCUCAGAUGCGCCACUGCCUGCGGCUGCUGCGGAGCAUGGUGUCUGUCGGGGACGAAACGAUCCACCAAGACCUCUGCGACCAAGGAGCAAUGAGCCUCCUGCUAAACAUCCUGUCCACUGCAUGCCAACACAUGGAUGAAGAUGACACCAUCGAUGUGGAGAUGCAGUGUGACAUGCUGUUCAUCGUGUCAGCUCUCUGCGAAGGAGACAUGCACAGGAAAGAACUGUUCGGGUCCCAGGGUGUCAACAUCGUGGUGCAGUACCUCAAGACUGAUCCUGAGAAACUGAACAGUGGCCUGGGCCAUAACAGACUGCUGCUAGCAACAGUGGACUGUGCUUGGUGUGCCAUCAUUGGGUCCUUCCAGACAGAGGACCUUUUCCUUGAGAAGGAGGGAGUUUUCCUUCUUUAUGACCUGUUAGAAGUCUGCCCAAAGAACAUGCAGAAUGUGGUCCUUGGUUGUAUAUUGGAUCUGUGUGAGAACCCAAAGACCAUGGUACACAUCAACACGUGGCGAGGGAAGAAAGACCGCUCUGCUCCAAACCUGCUGAUAGAGAUCUGGAGGACUGAGGAGUCUGAGAUGGGGGUGAGAAGAGGGCCAGACGGAAUCAUAGUGGACGUCACACAGCCUCUAGCCGGGACCUUACAGGAACAACAAGGCGUAAUCCCUCUGCCAGCUAACUGUCCCAGUCAGGCCAUCGUGGAUGUGUCGGAGAACAUGCGAGCCAAGCUGUACGCCCUCUUCUGCAAGAUUGGGUUCAACGACCUGCCGGGCAUGUCCACGGAGGACUACGUCACGCUGGCGGUGAUCGAGAGGUACCUGGACUUCAAGGUGGGGGAGGUGUGGAAGGAGAUCAGAAGCGAGCUGGACCAGGAAGGGAUCCAGCCCACCACUGCUGACCACAACGCCGUUGAGACCAUCACACGCGCCGCUGAUGAGAGAGCCAAGGCUGUGGCCCAGACUCAGAUGGACUUGUUGGACAACCAGCAGCAGCAGGACCUAAUGGAUGAACAAGAGAUGUAUGCCAAGGUGCGAGACAACCACAGGCAGAGGGAGAAGGCCAUCGCCAGCUGGGAGCACUUCGUAGCCAGAACCUCCAACUACCAUGUGCUGAAGGAAGCCAAGAUGAAGCAAGAGAUGUCCAUAGAGGCUUCUCGCAUCCAGACUAGGCACCAGAAGGAGGUAAAGUUCCACCACACAGAAGUACAGAACCUGAACACCACCACGUUCUGUGGCCGCAGUGUGCAGGUGAACAGCACCCCUGUGGAGCUGACAGGCGCACGGCUCAAGCCCUACAACAUCCAAAGGGACAUGCAGAAGGCAGUCACUCUCAGUGACAGUACCACCAUCAUUUCAUAGACGUAUCAUCAAAAUCAUUCUUGGUGCCAUUUUUCACAAAACACCAUAUACUGUAUGGCUGCCAGUGUUUUGAACUACAGUGUAGUAAUUUCUUCCCUUUGGGAGAAGUGCUCUUGUUUUUUUGCACAGUGAUUUGAUUAUCUGUGUCUGAUUUGAUUGACUGUUGAAAUCUUGCUCUGCGCAAGAGCACGCUAACUGAAUUUUGCAAUUAGGCAAGGGAAUGUUAUCUGGAAAUAAAAGGAAAAAUUUGAAAUUACUGGCUAGAUGUAUGACAUACAGUCAUAAAGUGCUGCACAUGCAUAAAAUUUGUAUAUAUUUGAUUUGUUAGACUAUGUGUGCUGGGAGAAUGUUUGCUGAAAUCAAACUUUAUCACUAAAUGUUUCAACUUCUACAUUAUUCACAUAUUAUAACUCAAAAUGUACAAUUUUUCUACAUGCUGUUAAGUAUUUCCAAUACAUUUAAUAGCUUAGAAGGGAUACCCAAGAAAUUGUCAGAUAAACCAUUUUCAAAUGCACUGUUAAUGGUGAAAGAGCAAUUUUCCUUUUGUGUACAUUCAAUAAAAUUUGCAGUGCUUUGAUCA